AUGCCACAGUAUAGUCAAUAUGCCUCUCUUUUUUAUGAAAAACAAUCGGAGUAUAAAGAUGUCGUCAAUGAUGCAGCAGAAGAUGACAUGAACAUGUACGUUCUUCAGAAAUGUGUGUUGCCUGAACUUCAUCUGUUACAAGGAUUUACAAACCACCUAUUCUGGAACGGCAUAGUUCCUGCUGUAGGACGUGAGAAAGCUCUGCUUUGGCCAUCAAAGUUGAAGUUAGUAGCAAAAAAUUAUCAGGGUGAAAUUUUUGAGGGUAAUGCCUGCCGAAAACUUCUGCAAGAAUCGGAUAAAUUGCUUGAUCCUGAAAUUUACGAACAGGUUGGUCCGUUCAAGUUACAGCCAUACGUCGCUGCUUUUAAGACAAUGAAUAAAUUUGAACAUGACUGUUUCUCCACGCAACGUGCAGAUAUGACCGAUUUAUAUGAGAACUUGGAAAAACUCCGCAAAAAUCUAGAAAGUACUGGGACAUCUCAAACUCUAAAAAUGCACAAUAUACUUGAUCAGUUUAAAGACGGCAUUUCAUUAUCAAACAACGAUGGUUUGGGUUUGUGGUCAGAACAGGCCGGGGAAUCUGUUAACAGAGAAUUUUUGAAAUUUUGGGUAAGAUUCAAUAUAAAUUUCAUACAUGAUUCAUCAUAUUCCGGCCGUUUAUAA
Psylliodes chrysocephalus is the source of this 663-nucleotide messenger RNA. The record is from the annotation of a GenBank genome assembly. NCBI's taxonomy places the organism in Eukaryota, Metazoa, Arthropoda, Insecta, Coleoptera, Chrysomelidae.